Molecule: messenger RNA, 1449 nt
Organism: Colletotrichum karsti
Lineage: Eukaryota; Fungi; Ascomycota; Sordariomycetes; Glomerellales; Glomerellaceae
Product: transmembrane amino acid transporter
Exons: 2
Coding region: 1-1449 (482 amino acids)
Biological process (GO): amino acid transmembrane transport
Cellular component (GO): vacuolar membrane
Molecular function (GO): amino acid transmembrane transporter activity
Source: RefSeq, a predicted model, not a curated record
AUGACGGACGCCAUUACCAACACGACCAACGCUGGUCAGAACAAGGAUCUCAAGACCGACGCCGAGCAGGUUCAGCCGCGUAACCCGUGGCCCGAAAUGAACGACCAGACGAUGCUCGGCGAGACCAGCGACGAGCUCAACAAUGACCGCCUCAAGCAAAUCGCCGCCGAGGGCAGUGCCCACUUCCACCGUCUCGGUUGGAAGCGCCUGGCCAUCGUCACCAUCGUCGAGGCCGUCGCCCUCGGUGCUCUCAGUUUGCCCUCGGCCUAUCACACCCUCGGAAUGUUCCCCGGAGUCUUCUUGACCAUCACGCUCGGCAUGCUCUCGAUUUUCACCAGUUAUCUGGUCGGUCAAGUCAAGCUUGCUCAUCCCUACGUCGCCAACUACGCCGAUGCCGGAAGACUUCUGUUUGGCCGCUUCGGUCGUAUCGGAUACGAGCUUUUUGGUGCUGCUUUGGUGCUCGAACUUGUCAUGGUCGUCGGUUCCCACGCGUUGACUGGAAGUAUCGCGCUGGUUGAUAUCAACGGUGGCAAGGUUUGCUCCAUUGCUUUCUCCGCGGUUUCCGCCAUCAUCCUUCUCAUUCUCGCCAUCCCCCCCUCGUUCACUGAGGUCGCGAUUCUCGGCUACAUCGACUUCGUCUCCAUUCUCGCCGCUAUUGGCAUUACUGUCAUCGCCACCGGUAUUCAGGCCACCAACUCUACUGGAGGAAUGUCGAGUGUCGAUUGGUCCGCCUGGCCCCAGAAAGAUGUGACCUUCUCGGAAGCCUUCGUCGCUGUGAGCAACAUCAUUUUUGCUUUCAGUUUCGCGAUCGGUCAGUUCUCUUUCAUGGAUGAGAUGCACACGCCUACCGAUUACAUGAAGUCCAUUUGGGCAUCUGGCUUCAUUCAAAUCGGCAUUUACACCCUGACCGGAGCUUUGUGCUAUGCCUUCAUUGGAUCGACCGUGCAGUCCCCGGCGUUGCUUUCCGCCGGGCCUCUCAUCUCGAAGAUUGCCUUUGGAGUAGCGCUCCCGGUUAUUUUCAUUUCCGGCUCGAUUAACUCGACUGUUGCUCUCCGAUAUAUCCACGGACGUAUGUUCAAGAACUCUCACCUGCGUUACAUCAACACAACCAUGGGAUGGGCUAGCUGGAUCAUCCUUGUUGUUAUUUUCACGAUUAUCGCCUGGGUGAUUGCUGAGGCCAUCCCCAUCUUUUCCGACCUGCUCUCCCUGGCUUCGGCGCUGUUCGUCUCCGGCUUCUCGUUCUACAUCCCGGCUAUCAUGUGGUUUGCUUUGCUCUGCAAGGGUAAGUGGUACUCCCGCGAGAACAUGCUCAUCAGUGCUGGCGCUAUUCUUGCCUUCAUUGUUGGCGCUGUUACCCUGGGUGCUGGAACCUACUCCACCAUCGUAGAUAUUAUCCACGAAACCUCGACUGGCUCUGCACACAAGCCAUUCGCCUGCAGAUCUUCUUAG